AUGGAUGAGAAAUCGGGUCUGCCGCCCUACGUGGCGACGCCCGACGGCUACGCUCCCCUCCCCGCGUCAGGCAGCACGCGCCGCCUCGGCAGCAGUCGUGUCCGCCGCUCUCGCGCCCUCAAGUUCGUCGCCGUCGCCUGCCUCGUCCUCAUUGUGCUCUCGCAGUGGAAGCAAUCCUGGUACUCUGAGCGCGCAGCACCCAGGCUCUCGGCUGCCCAACUGCGCGCCGACCUCGCAACCUGCCAGAAGCUGCACACGCAGCCGCAGGACCCCAUCGGGCUCGGCCGAAAGCGCAACGCCCGCUACGUCGACGGCGGCAAGCCCACGCUCAUCAAGAAUACCACCAUCUGGAUCGGCGAGCCGGUCCAUGGCACCACCGAGGCUGAUGCACGCGCCGGCAAGGGCUGGGAGUGGGUGUCGGGCGACGUCUACCUCGAGUACGGCCUCAUCCAGCGCGUCGAGCACGCCAUCGCCACCAGCUCCCUCGCCUCGGAUACCCUUGUCAUCGAGGGUCGCGGUCGCCUCCUCACCAGCGGCAUCAUUGACAUGCACAGCCACGCGGGCGUCGGACCGCUCCCGGGUCUCGACGGUGACGAGGACACCAACGAAAUGUCCGACGACAUCACGCCAUGGGCGCGCUCCAUUGACUCCCUCCACCCGGACGAUGUUCAGAUACAGGUCAUCAAGUCGGGCGGCGUCACCACAUCGCUGAUCCUCCCCGGCUCCGGCAACAACAUUGGUGGCGAGGCGUACGUCGUCAAGCACGCAGUGGGCAAGGCAGACGGCCGUGCCGAGACGUCGGCCGCCGACAUGCUGGCAGACCCGGAGCGCAACUGGCGCUACAUGAAGAUGGCGUGCGGCGAAAACGCCAAGCGCGUGCACGGCGGCAUCGACAAGUCCCCGUACAGCCGCAUGGGUGAGUCGUACCGCUUCCGCCGCGCCUUUGAGACGGCCAGGAAGCUCGUUACAAAACAGGACGACUGGUGCCGCAAGGCAGAGGCCGUCGGCGCCGAGAACAUGGACGAGUACCUCCCGCAGGAUCUUGAGUGGGAGUCAUUGGCGGCUGUGCUGCGCGGUCAUGUCCACAUCAACACACACUGCUACAAAAUUGCCGAUCUCGAAGCCAUGGUCGACCACAGCAACGAGUUCCAAUUCCCCAUUCGCGCCUUUCACCACGCUCAUCAAACCUAUCUCGUUCCCGAAGUAAGACUCCCCAGAAAAGCCCUUGAUUCCUACUCCGAUGCUAACUCUUCUCAGAUUCUAAAGCGCACCUGGGGUGGUCGCGCGCCCGCAUCCGCCCUCUUUGCCGACAACAUGUUCUACAAGGCCGAAGCCUACGUCGGCUCCGAGCACGCCGGCAAGUACCUCUACGACGAGGGCCUCACGCCCGUCUACGUCUCGGACAACCCCGUGCUCAACGCGCAGCACGUGCUCUUCGAGGCCGCCAAGGGCUACCACUGGGGUCUGCCGUACCACGCUGCCCUCGCCAGCGUCACCUCGGCCCCCGCCGACCUACUAGGCCUCGGGCAGCGCCUUGGCAAGGUUAAGCCCGGCUUCGACGCCGACCUCGCCCUUUGGGACUCGGACCCGCUGAGCAUCGGCGCCGCCCCCGUGCAGGUCUGGAUUGACGGCGUCGCGCAGUUCGCCGACCCUGUUGAGCUCGUCAAGGACCGCCGCGGCCCGAUCCAGCCGGAUACGAGCCUCGCCGAUCUUCCCCCCGAGGAGCCCGUCGUCGUCGAGUCCGCACUCUUUACCGGCAUCACCAAGGUACUGCUCGACAUUCCCGAGCACGCCGCCGCCAUCGCCGAAGCCGAAGCCGCCGGCACGCCGUUGAGCAUCGCCGUCAGCCGCGGCAAAAUCUCCUGCGUGGGAACCUGCACCGCCCCCGCCAGCGACACCAAAACGGUCGCGCUCAAGAACGGACAUCUCCACAAGGCCUUUACCGCCUACGGCAGCCUCGGCCUCGUCGAGAUUUCCUCCGAGGACUCGACCAAUAACGGCCGCUCCAAGGCUUUUACACGCGCCGUCGACGGCCUGCAGUUCGGCGGCAAAGUGCUCGGCGUCGCGGGCAAGUACGGCGUCACGCGCGCCGUGUCCCCGCCCCUCAGCGACAGCGGCCCGCUUGGCGUCAGCGCCGCCUUCAUCACCACCGCGACAACGAGCGUCGAAGACGGUGCCGUAUUUGCCGACGACGUGGCCGUCCAUUACACCCUUGACUCGGGCAUCAAGUCAGCCGGUGCGAGCUACUCCGAGGCCUUUGGCGACCUUCGUCGCAAACUCCUCAAAGCCGCUGCCUCCGCCUCCUCCUCCUCCUCCUCCAAGGACAACGACACAAACGCUUACGAAGAUGCUUACCUGCGACGCGUCGUCCUCGGCGAGCUCGUUCUCGCGCUAAAAAUCUCCUCCGCCGACGGCAUCGCCGCCGCUCUACGCGUCAAGGCCGACGUCGACGCCGCCGCGCCUGCCCCUCUUCGUCUAGCCAUCAUUGGCGGCGCCGAGUCGUACCUUGUCGCGGAGCAGCUUGCCGCUGCAAAAGUCGGCGUCAUCCUGACUCCCCUGCAGCAGCUCGGUACGUCGUGGGACACGCGCCGUGCGCUUGUCGGCGCGCCGCUGCACAACGGCACCGUCGUGGACCGGCUCGUGGCGGCGGGCGUCGUCGUCGCCGCGGGGCUCGACGAGGAGUGGCGCGUGCGCGACAUGGCGUUCGAGGCGGGCACGGCGUGGCGCAACAGCGACGGUAAAAUCUCGAGGCGCGAGGCGCUGGACAUUGUGUCGACGAAUGUAUACAAGGUUCUGGGUGUGGAGGAGCCAAAAGAGCACAGCGGCGCGCACUGGGUGGUGUCGGAGGGGGAUCCCAUGGACAUUGGGGCGCGUGUUAAAGCCGUGGGAGCUGGACGCGGCCAGGUCUCUGUUUUUUAG
This is a messenger RNA of Beauveria bassiana ARSEF 2860, 2919 nucleotides long. Its product is annotated as amidohydrolase-like protein. Gene Ontology annotation, biological process: N-acetylglucosamine catabolic process. The transcript has a single exon. The record is from RefSeq and is a predicted model, not a curated record. The coding region runs from base 1 to 2919 and encodes 972 amino acids. Gene Ontology annotation, molecular function: N-acetylglucosamine-6-phosphate deacetylase activity. Lineage: Eukaryota; Fungi; Ascomycota; Sordariomycetes; Hypocreales; Cordycipitaceae.